GGUGGGCACUGAUUGGCCGAUUCCUUUUCCGGAAGCUAGGCCGCUUUUCCUUCCUUCUCGGAUUGUGUGGGCAGGGUGGCCGCCAUGAGCCGCCGAGUCUCGGUCAGCGACUGCUUGAGGGACUGGGAGGAGCUGCAGGACGGCUUCCAGCGGGUCCAGGAGACUCACCGGCUCUACAAGCAAAAGUUGGAGGAGUUGACCAAGCUCCAAGAUGGCAUCUCCAGCUCUAUCUCGAGACAGAAAAGGCAGCUGAAGGAGCUCUCGCUUGCCCUCAAAAAGUGCAAGACUUCUCUUACUGACCAGGAGGCCAAAGAGAAAAGCCCUGCCAUCCAGGAGCUGCAAGGCAUGGUCAAAGACCGGCAGGGUGUCUUCUUUGAAAUGGAGGCCUACUUGCCCAAGAAGAACGGGUUGUACCUGAGUCUCGUCCUGGGGAACGUCAACGUCACGCUGCUCAGCAAACAAGCCAAGUUUGCCUACAAAGACGAGUAUGAGAAGUUCAAGCUCUACCUCACCAUCAUCCUUCUCAUCAUCUCCUUCACCUGCCGGUUCCUUCUGAACUCCAGGGUCACGGACGCCGUCUUCAACUUCCUCCUGGUCUGGUAUUAUUGCACUCUGACGAUCCGGGAAAGCAUCUUGAUCAACAACGGCUCCAAGAUUAAAGGCUGGUGGGUUUUCCAUCACUACAUCUCCACCUUCCUCUCUGGAGUCAUGCUGACCUGGCCAGACGGACUCAUGUACCACAAGUUCCGGAAUCAGUUCCUCACCUUCUCCAUGUACCAGAGUUUUGUCCAGUUUCUCCAGUAUUACUACCAAAGUGGUUGCCUGUACCGGCUGAGAGCGCUGGGCGAGCGGCACAACAUGGACCUCACUGUGGAGGGUUUCCAGUCCUGGAUGUGGCGCGGCCUCACCUUCCUGCUCCCCUUCCUCUUCUUCGGCCAGUUCUGGCAACUGUACAAUGCCAUCACUCUUUUCCAACUGGCCAGGCAUCCAGAAUGCAAAGAAUGGCAGGUCCUGAUGUGCGGCCUCCCCUUCUUCAUCCUCUUCGCCGGCAACUUCUUCACCACUUUGCGGGUCGUCCACCAGAAGUUCCAAGACAAGGCCCAGAAAGCAGAGUGAGGACGAUGGGAAGCCAAAUACCUGCCCUAUUCCGUCCCAGUUUGUUGCGCGCUGGCCCUGAGGUCUUAGCGUCCUGAAAAGCCAGGCCUUGAGGAUUGUGGACAAAGGCCUGUGACCCUCGUUCGGACACUACUCUUUCUCUGAAAAAACCCAAUUCCAGGACUGGGGCCAGUCUAAUGUGAGAGCAUUGGGACCAUUUGUCUGAACUGGGAUCCCAAGGGAAAGUUGUCUUAUCUCCCCUGCUCUGGCUUAAGGCCCGUGGCUACAUAUACUGCCAUCCUCAGAGCCCCAAAAGGUUUUGAUAUUCCGCUCGGGCCGAAGUCAGGUAUCUGGAAACGGUACUGUUUUGAAUGUUGUUUGCGUCCGUUGUGUGUCUUGAGUGCCGCCUUGAAAGAGCUGGCUUGUGUCUACAAGCAACUCUGGUCUACGAAUGUACUCCUUGUUGUUCCGUUCAUGUAUCCGUAUAUAUGUGUAUAUAUAUAUAUUGCCAUUUGGGAAAAUAAAGAAAAGGGAAAUGC
Messenger RNA from Anolis carolinensis (green anole), 1634 nucleotides. RefSeq names its product transmembrane protein 120A (gene tmem120a). The record is from RefSeq and is a predicted model, not a curated record. The coding region runs from base 85 to 1116 and encodes 343 amino acids. Gene Ontology annotation, biological process: fat cell differentiation. NCBI's taxonomy places the organism in Eukaryota, Metazoa, Chordata, Lepidosauria, Squamata, Anolidae. Gene Ontology annotation, cellular component: membrane. The transcript is spliced from 12 exons.